This is a messenger RNA of Priapulus caudatus, 2318 nucleotides long. RefSeq names its product insulin-like growth factor-binding protein-related protein 1. Gene Ontology annotation, cellular component: extracellular region. The record is from RefSeq and is a predicted model, not a curated record. Gene Ontology annotation, molecular function: insulin-like growth factor binding. Lineage: Eukaryota; Metazoa; Priapulida; Priapulimorpha; Priapulimorphida; Priapulidae. Gene Ontology annotation, biological process: regulation of cell growth; regulation of signal transduction. The transcript is spliced from 6 exons. Bases 227 to 940 code for a protein of 237 amino acids.
CACCACCACCGCUCCCACGGCUACAGCCAAAGCUUGCCCGGGUAUCGAAUAUAAAUCAAAGGAGUGUAUCUAGUGUCGUUCGCUGCCACGUCGACAGUAGUUACGAAGCUGUGGUGUAGUUGCGAAGCAGAGAAGAUACACGUAGUGAUCUCUUAGCGGUGGACGUCGUUUCGCGCUAGUGUUUCAUAUCUCCGUAUAGCUCAGAUCUUCGAUUAUUCCGUAAAUCAUGAAGUGGCUAAUGCUAGCAAUGGUCUGCGCCGCCGUCGGCACGGCGCUGUCGCGUGACUGCGGUCCGUGCGACGAGCAGAAGUGUCGCGUGCCGCGAGACUGCGAGGCGGGGCUCGUGAAGGACGCGUGCGACUGUUGCUACGUGUGCGCGAUGCGAGAGGGUCAGCCAUGCGACGACGAGUACAAGUGCGGCGACGACCUCGCCUGUCGCUACAGGGAGGACUACCCAGCGGAGGAAGCUAAGCAGACAGUCUGCUUCUGUAAACACGAGGAGGUGCUGUGCGGGGAGAACGGCAAGACGUACAAGAACCUGUGCGAGCUGAUGGAGGAAUCCUACCGCAACCACGAGAAAGUGAAGAUCGCCAAGAGAGGCCCGUGCGCGACAGCUCCAUGGAUCGCCACGCCACCUACCGACGUAUUGGAUCUCAGCGGAGAUGACAUCAUCCUGACGUGUGAGGCCAUGGGUUACCCGAUUCCUCUUGUAGAGUGGAGCUUCACCAGCGCGAGUGGAGAAGUCGUCUACUUGCCAAAGGAUGACGACCACAUCGCCGUGCAGGCGCGCGGGGGACCUGAGCAGUUCGAGGUCACCUCGUGGGUGCAGAUCCAUGGUGUGCGUGCGAGCGACGAGGGAACCUACGCUUGCCAUGCCCAGAACGAGCUCGGUACCGCCGAGGCAGCGGCCAGGGUUAGACUGUCCCACAGGAACGAUUAAGAAUCGUAGAAGCCGAUGAGUCUCCAGCGUCGAGAGCAUGAUAGAGAAAUCUAGGACGUUCGACUCGAUCCCCUUCUACGGUCAGCGUGGGUAGCUUGGCGGCAAAAACUCGUCUGCUUUUUGUCAGCGCAGACGCAGAACGCAAAAAGCACUUCUCGCUCGCUCUCACGUUGGUCUGUUUCACGACGGGAAUCUUACAGCGUUCACGAAUAUAUCGCAUAUCCAGACUGUGGGCAUAUCCGUCUUGGUCCCCCCCCCGCGCUUAACUCCUUAGCCAAUACCGCCCUGUGCAAUAAACCACAGAAGAGACAUAUUUGUUUGAUAUGAAUUAGAUUUAUUGCAUAAGAAUAUACGCAUGUGGUGAAAAAUAGGCCGUUGAGUGUCGUUUUGGUUAAUUCUGCGAGGUGCUUGAUCCGCUGCUGCUGCCGUGCACGAAAUACUGUCGCUUUCUACAGCUGCGGCUCUCGACUGUGAGUAUUUACUAUACCGCGUGUGUACUGUACACGCAUACGCACGUCCCGGUCGGGUGAGAGCGCAUAGUGAAAGGGCGUAGCUUCCUUUACCUAUCCACACGCCUUUCUAGGGCUGUGCCCGCUAUAAUAGCCAGACCAUGAAAGAUGGCACGUUCGUUAGUGCUGCGCGAAAGCUGUGUCGGGCUGCGCGCGUGGCGACCACUGAACUAUAGCAAUUUGUUAUAAUAUUGUUAUAGUUCUGUGGCGGCGACAGCAAAAAAAUUAAAAUUAUAAUGGCGCAGAAACAGAAGCAGGGCAAUCACGCCAUCUUACGGCAGAAUACCUACCGAUAAAAUAUCUUUAAUUAAAAUUUUAUGAUAAGAAGAAGAUAGGCUCAUACAUCGUUAUAUCGUUGGCAAUGGAAACAUGGUGCUAUUCUAUAAUGCAUUUAUAUACAAAAACAUAUUUUUUAUGCGAUUUCAUUAUGUGUGUAAUUAAAAACAUAUAAACCAUGGGUUUUAUGCUCUUGGUGUAAUUUUAUGUUCACGUCGCGUCGUUAGUAACCGCAACUAGGCGUAAAGUGGCUAGGCCAUUUGCUUUGCUUUAUGUGCGAUGCACUGAAAUUAUAUUUGUUUUGUGUACGUUAGAUAUGUCACUACUGUAUCAAAUUAUUACAAAAAAAUACGUGGCGCAGACGUAGAUGGCAUACGAUUUACUGUUGAUUGGCAGAGAGGUGAUAAUCAUCAAAAAUAAACAAAUACGGUGUGGUUUACUUGUUUUAUCUCAACGCCGUUGUUUAUUUAAUUAAAUAUUGUCCCUUUUAUUGAACAAUUCGGAAUAGCUGCACGUGCACCGUAUUCUAAUGAAACUUAUGUAAUGAAACUUAUCUUUUAAUAAAAUCAGCGUAUCGAAUCUAUUCGAUGUGA